This is a messenger RNA of Dibothriocephalus latus, 423 nucleotides long. The record is from the annotation of a GenBank genome assembly. NCBI's taxonomy places the organism in Eukaryota, Metazoa, Platyhelminthes, Cestoda, Diphyllobothriidea, Diphyllobothriidae.
UUGUGUUCCGCCAGAUGCUACCUACCAGGGGGUUCGAACAGGCAGGCUGUGGUUUACAUCGACAAGAGCUGCGAAGUCGGCCAGAGGCGCUGUGAUGAUGGUACAUGUCUGUUUGUUGGCCAGUUCUGCGAUGGAAAGCCGGACUGCCCGGACGGGUCUGACGAACUGCCAAAGAACUGCGAUGUUUGUGAUGCCAUCACGAAGAAAUGUGAAGCCGUAAAUGGUCAACCUCCAAAGAUAAACUACUUCCAAGAACAUUGGCGCUGUGAUGGCGAAGACGAUUGUGGAAAUGGAUACGAUGAACUACACUGUGAAAACUGUGAGUUCGGUCACCUAACUUUGAGGCUCCUUCUCUCUUCUCCCCGCCUCCUCUUUCCCAUCCGCUACCUCUUCUCUUUACACUGCCGUCAUCACAAAAACUAA